Girardinichthys multiradiatus is the source of this 2367-nucleotide messenger RNA. RefSeq names its product phosphoribosyl pyrophosphate amidotransferase (gene ppat). NCBI's taxonomy places the organism in Eukaryota, Metazoa, Chordata, Actinopteri, Cyprinodontiformes, Goodeidae. The coding region runs from base 450 to 1961 and encodes 503 amino acids. Gene Ontology annotation, biological process: purine nucleotide biosynthetic process; purine nucleobase biosynthetic process. The record is from RefSeq and is a predicted model, not a curated record. Gene Ontology annotation, molecular function: amidophosphoribosyltransferase activity. The transcript has 11 exons.
UGGUUUCGGGACGCUCCAACACCUAAUUUUAAGUAGGAGAAAAACUUUGGCGUGCCACCAUUUUUUAGUUCGACAAGACAAUCGAUCUGUCGAAAACUCGAUCAAGAUGGAACAGCAGGUCCUGUGACCAAGCAGAAUAGUACAAUACGUGUGUUUGUGAUCAAGUCCGGGUUGAUUCAUUCAUUUAUUAUAAGAGUUAGUGGCGCCUUUCCUUCGGUGAAAAUCGCAUUAACUUUUUUUUUCCCAACUCUUGAUUGAAUUAGUGUUUUUCGGGCUCGUGAUGGCGAGUUAAAACUGUCAGCUGACCGGUUUUUUUGUCCGCCACGUUGUGUCACACAAAGCACGUGUUCGCUUAACCGUGCACGCGCCCGCGCACGCUGGGUGCUCGUAGGCGCGAGACCGUUCCGUUGGGGUAAACGGGGUAACCGGAGGACAGCGGCUGGGGCAGCAUGGAGUUUGAGGAGUCCGGGAUCGGGGAGGAAUGCGGGGUUUUCGGCUGCGUGGCUGCCGGAGAGUGGCCCACGCAGCUAGAGGUGGCUCAGGUCCUCAGCCUGGGACUGGUGGCGUUGCAGCACAGAGGUCAGGAAAGUGCGGGGAUUGUCACAAGCAAUGGAGCCUGUCUGCCUAUAUACACAAGCCACAAGGGCAUGGGAUUAGUGAGCACCGCUUUCCAACCGGACGCUCUGCUCAAACUGCGCUACGGUAACCUUGGGAUCUGUCACACACGUUAUUCAACGACCGGGAUCUCGGAGCUGCAGAACUGCCAGCCCUUUGUGGUGGACACGCUGCACGGCAGGAUUGCCGUGGCGCACAAUGGAGAGCUGGUUAAUUCCCGUGCCUUGCGGAAAAAGGUAAUGCGCCAUGGAGUCGGCCUCUCCACCGGCUCAGACAGCGAGCUCAUCACCCAGCUGCUGGCGCUGACUCCACCCAUGGAGGAGCUGGACACACCUGACUGGGUCGCUAGAAUUAAAAACCUGAUGUCGAAAACACCCACAUCAUACUCACUGCUGAUCAUGUACAAAGAUGUCAUCUAUGCAGUGCGUGACCCUUAUGGAAACCGACCCCUCUGCAUUGGAAGGGUUGUUCCUAUCUCUAGGCUCCACAGUUCAGGAGCAGGAGAGGAGGACACUGAAGGAUGGGUUGUGUCAUCAGAGUCCUGCAGCUUCCAGUCCAUCGGAGCAAAGUAUUACAGGGAGGUCUUACCAGGAGAAAUUGUUCAGAUAUCCAGGCAUGGAGUGAAGUCUCUGAGUGUCGUUCCUCGCCCUGAAGGAGACCUGCCUGCCUUCUGCAUCUUUGAAUAUGUUUAUUUUGCCAGACCAGACUCCAUUUUUGAAGGGCAGAUGGUGUAUACUGUGAGGCAGCGCUGUGGUCGACAGUUGGCCAUAGAAGCUCCAACUGAUGUAGAUCUGGUCAGUACGGUGCCAGAGUCUGCGACCCCUGCUGCUCUGGGCUACGCUCAGCAGUCUGGCCUCCCAUACACGGAGGUUCUGUGCAAGAACCGCUAUGUAGGAAGAACGUUUAUCCAACCAAAUACUCGUCUGAGGCAGCUUGGAGUGGCCAAGAAGUUCGGGGUGCUGACUGACAACUUUGCUGGGAAACGAGUGGUGCUCAUUGAUGACUCUAUCGUCAGGGGCAACACAAUCUCCCCUAUCAUUAAGCUGCUGCGGGAAGCUGGUGCAACAGAGGUCCAUAUCAGGGUGGCAUCUCCACCCAUCAAGUUCCCCUGCUACAUGGGCAUCAACAUCCCAACCAAAGAGGAGCUCAUUGCCAACAAGCCAGAGUUUAAGGACAUUGCUGGUUAUAUUGGUGCUGACAGCAUUGAGUAUCUAAGUGUGGAGGGACUCGUAUCCGCUGUCCAGGAGGGAAUCACCUCCUUCCAGGAGAAGAACAACUCCCGCAAGAGUGUAGGCCACUGCACUGCCUGUCUAACUGGGAAAUAUCCAGUGGAACUGGAGUGGUAACUGGAACAGCAGCGUGGUUGGAGUGCUGAAACUGUUUCACAACUACAGCACAGGCGGUUCUUCUCUGCAGUCUCUGCUCACAACUUUAUAAAAAUGUCGCUUCAGGUUGAGCCUUACAACACUGUAUUUUUUUGUCCUAAAUUACUGGAUGGUGUGAGUAUUUUCUUGAGCACACCAAUAGACCCUAUGUAUAUUUGUUUCCUUUCUAUGUUUAUGUAUCAGUGUAUUUAGCUGUUUUUCAGCGUAAUCCAGGCAUUUGCAUGCAGAGCAUUAAAAUAUGUCAAGACACACAAGAGCAAAGAACAAAACCUUUAUUUUACUUAAUACUUUGGGUCACUUGAAUUCAGUGUAUUUUUGUCAACUUGAGUUAACUCUUCAAACUUUAAUAAAGACAAAUCUAAAUUUG